Molecule: messenger RNA, 2231 nt
Organism: Olea europaea var. sylvestris
Lineage: Eukaryota; Viridiplantae; Streptophyta; Magnoliopsida; Lamiales; Oleaceae
Product: sodium/proton antiporter 2-like
Exons: 11
Coding region: 70-1884 (604 amino acids)
Biological process (GO): transmembrane transport; sodium ion transport
Cellular component (GO): membrane
Molecular function (GO): antiporter activity
Source: RefSeq, a predicted model, not a curated record
UAUGCUGUGAGCUCCUCUCUUACGCACACUGUCCCCUCGGUAUCACUAUCUUCAAGUUCCCAAAACCCAAUGUCUACCGUUUUCCCACAUACAGCUACAACCCACCUUCCUUAUUCACCUUUUCACCAAUUCAAGACACGCCCACUUUGUUUCUUGCCACCACAACCUCCUCCUACUCUUUGGUCUCACCCACUUUGUUUGGAUUCAUUGAGGAUUAGAGAUUGUCCGAGAAUUUUGUUGCAUAGGAAUGGACUUCUUGCUCGGGCUGAGGAUAAAGCCAGAGGUGGCUCUUCUUCUACUUCGUCGACUCAACAACAACCCAGCUCAGAUAAGCAAUUUCAGGAUUUGAGUCCGUCCGGAACAUGUGAUCCUUUAUGUUCUGUUGAUGACGCGAGCUCAGAAGAUUUUGAAUUAAAUAACCAACCCAAGACAGAUUUGCUGAAAGCGCUCGCAAUUUUUGCAGCAGCUGGAACUGGGGCACUGGCCAUAAAUCAUUCUUGGGUUGCAGCAAAUCAGGAUGUUGCCAUGGCAAUUUUAUUUGGAAUAGGAUAUGCUGGCAUAAUAUUUGAAGAGUCGCUGGCAUUCAACAAAAGUGGUGUAGGACUCCUAAUGGCUGUUAGUUUGUGGGUUAUACGGAGCAUUGGGAAUGUUGCUAAGAUAUCUUGCUUUUCGGUUGUGCUGUCCAUUGUCCUUGUGCAGGCCCCUUCAACUGAGGUAGCUGUUUCAGAGUUGUCACAUGCAUCCGCUGAAGUAAGUGAAAUUGUAUUUUUCUUGCUUGGUGCUAUGACCAUUGUGGAAAUAGUUGAUGCUCAUCAAGGAUUCAAGCUGGUCACAGAUAACAUCACUACUCGCAAGCCGAGAAGUCUGCUUUGGGUGGUAGGUUUUGUGACAUUUCUCCUCAGUUCAGUCCUUGACAACCUGACUUCUACCAUUGUGAUGGUCUCCUUAUUGAGAAAAUUGGUACCGCCUUCUGAAUACCGCAAGCUUCUGGGAGCUGUUGUGGUCAUAGCAGCAAAUGCUGGUGGAGCAUGGACUCCUAUUGGUGAUGUUACAACUACUAUGCUUUGGAUACAUGGUCAAAUAUCCACAUUGCAGACAAUGAAGGACUUACUGAUACCAUCAGCUGUUUCUCUCGCUGUCCCUUUGGCUUUAAUGUCCCUUACAAGUGAAGUAAAUGGGAAAGGGCAGAAUACUGCAAAUGUUUUGGCAUCUGAACAAAUGGCUCCUCGAGGCAAGCUUGUUUUUGCUGUAGGAAUUGGGGCUUUGGUAUUUGUCCCAGUUUUCAAGGCUUUAACCGGCUUACCUCCUUACAUGGGUAUUCUGCUUGGGCUGGGAGUUUUGUGGAUCCUGACUGAUGCCAUUCACUACGGCGAAUCUGAAAGACAGCGGUUGAAAGUACCACAGGCUUUAUCACGCAUUGAUACUCAAGGAGCUCUUUUCUUCCUCGGAAUCCUUCUCUCUGUCAGCAGCCUGGAGGCAGCUGGUAUCCUGAGGGAAUUAGCUAAUUACCUUGAUGCCCAUAUUCCCAACGUCGAACUGAUUGCUAGUUCAAUAGGGGUCGUGUCGGCUAUUAUAGACAAUGUCCCACUGGUUGCAGCAACAAUGGGAAUGUAUGAUCUCUCUUCGUUUCCUCAAGAUUCUGAGUUCUGGCAAUUGGUAGCGUAUUGUGCUGGUACAGGUGGAUCCAUGUUGGUUAUUGGCUCUGCUGCUGGAGUUGCAUAUAUGGGAAUGGAAAAGGUCGACUUUUUUUGGUACUUCCGGAAGGUAAGUGGUUUUGCUUUUGCUGGUUAUGCAGCAGGGGUUGCUGCAUACCUUGCAGUUCAUAAUCUCAAUGUUUCCCUCCCGACAACUCUAGCUCACGUUCCGUUUCUGGCGGGCUCGUAAAUCAUCCUGGUUAUAGUCGGGUGCUCUCAGCAAAUGCAGCGAGUGUCAAGUCGAUUUGUGCGAAAUUUGAUUUAUGGUGGACUACCUUCCCCAGGAAAUAUGUAAUUUUGCUCACUAGUCACUAAAAGUCCUUCAAGUCCAGGCAAAAACAAGAAGAAUAUUGAAUUAGUUUUUACUUUAAUUGAUAAUUAGACUAGUACAUGUACUUUCUGAAGAAAUAACUAGAAUCUUGAAUAUUGAAGUAUAAUAUUUUGUAGACAAGGCUUUCAUGCCCAACAGAUUUUCAACUUUGUACUUCAAAUAAAUGUAUGUAUGGAUUCCAGUUAGUGCUGAAUUGAUCGUAUUCA